Molecule: messenger RNA, 3087 nt
Organism: Lates calcarifer (barramundi perch)
Lineage: Eukaryota; Metazoa; Chordata; Actinopteri; Centropomidae
Gene: cpt2
Product: carnitine palmitoyltransferase 2
Exons: 5
Coding region: 344-2347 (667 amino acids)
Biological process (GO): fatty acid beta-oxidation
Cellular component (GO): mitochondrion
Molecular function (GO): carnitine O-palmitoyltransferase activity
Source: RefSeq, a predicted model, not a curated record
AAGUAUUGCCGGUUAAACUUCCUGUUGUCAUUUGGUCCUAUACCCGCUGCUUCUUUUUGCUUCUUUCAUUUCACUGUGCUUGCAGUAGGUCUGGAGUGGAUUUUUUCUAUGUGAACGGGCGAUUACUCGAUGGUUUAACACAUGCUAAUUGUCGUCGACUGCUUCGAAAACAUAAGGAAAUUUGUCAGCUAAUGCUAGUUGCUAAUAUUCGCUAGCUGCAGUAUUUACCUAUGGUGACAGCUGGGACACGGACGUCUCAUUAGUUAAUUAUUAUAUCCAUUAGCUUCAACUAUCCGGUGCGAUAAAACCACAUCAGGUAUUCACUUUGGUAACAACGAGCACAAUGGCCAGUCUGCUUUCAGUGCAAUGCAUUUCUUCUCUAAGAAAAUCUGGAAGUGUAAUUAAUUUGAGGACUGUUACACUUGGCGUCAAUAAGCGAAACUACAGCAGCAAAAAAGCGUCUUCAACCGAAUAUUUGCAUGAAAGUGUGGUUCCAUCGAUGCAUUACCAGAAGAGUUUACCUAGGCUUCCCAUACCAAAAUUGGAGGAUACUAUCAGGAGGUAUUUAGCUGCCCAGAGGCCUCUGUUGGAUGAUGACCAGUUCAGAGCCACAGAGAAACUUGCACAGGAUUUCCAAAGCGGUGUGGGGAAACAGUUGCACGAGGAACUGAUAGCCCAGGAUAAAAACAAUAAGCACACAAGCUACAUUUCAGGGCCAUGGUUUGAUAUGUACCUGUCUGCACGUGACUCAGUGGUGCUGAACUUCAACCCCUUCAUGUCCUUCAAUCCUGACCCUCAGACUCAGUACAAUGACCAGCUUGUACGGGCAACUAAUAUGGUGUGCUCAGCGGUGCGCUUCAUGAAAACGCUGCGAGCUGGAUUACUGGAGCCGGAGGUUUUCCAUCUAAACCCGGCAAAGAGCGACACAGAUGGCUUCAAAAAGUUAAUCCGCUGGGUCCCAUCCUCUCUGUCUUGGUAUGGAGCCUACAUGGUGAACGCUUACCCCCUGGACAUGUCUCAGUACUUUCGUCUCUUCAACUCAACUCGCAUUCCCAAGCGUGGGCGAGAUGAGCUCUUCACCGAUGAGAAAGGGCGACAUCUUCUGGUUAUGAAAAAAGGCAAUAUCUAUGCAUUUGAUAUCGUGGACAGGGAUGGGAAUUUAGUGAAGCCCGCAGAGAUCCAGUCCCACUUGAAAUACAUUUUGUCUGACCCGACACCAGCACCUGCCUUUCCUGUUGGUGUGCUGACCAGUGAGAACAGGGAUGUGUGGGCUGGGCUGAGGGACAAGCUGUCAGCUGCUGGGAACGCAGAGAAUUUACAGCUUGUCGACAGCGCUCUUUUCUGUCUCUGCCUGGAUGAUGAAAGCAUGCGAGAUCACAUUCACAUCUCCCACAACAUGCUGCACGGCGACGGCUGUAACCGCUGGUACGACAAGUCCUUCAGCAUCAUUCUCACCAAAGACGGACAGGCGGCCAUUAAUUUUGAGCACUCCUGGGGCGAUGGUGUAGCUGUGCUCCGCUUUCAGAAUGAGAUCUUCAAAGACACAACAGAGCAGCCUUUGGUACAUCCAGGCUCUGCUGCUGCUGCUGUGGAUUCAGCCUCCGCUGUGCGCAGACUGCAGUUCAAACUGGACAGCGAGCUGGAGGCUGGUAUCAAAAAAGCCAAGGAGAACUUUGAUUCAGCCGUGUCAAAACUCACCAUCGACGCCAUGGAGUUCAAAAGGGGUGGGAAGGAACAGUUAAAGAAGAGCAAGUUGAGUCCAGAUGCGAUAUCCCAACUGGCCUUUCAGAUGGGCUUCCUGAGGCAGUACGGAGAGACAGUGGCCACAUAUGAAUCAUGUAGCACUGCAGCAUUCAAGCAUGGUCGCACAGAGACAAUCCGACCAGCUACCAUACACACCAAACAAUGUUCACAUGCCUUUGUUUGCCAGCCGGGACAGCACAGUGUGGAGCAGCUACGGGGCAUGCUCAAUGAAUGCUCGAAGUAUCAUGGGCAGCUCACCAAGGAAGCAGCUAUGGGCCAAGGUUUUGACCGACAUCUCUUUGCCCUGCGAUACUUGGCCAACUCAAAGGGCCAAGCUCUGCACAGCCUGUACACUGACCCCGCUUACGCGGCUAUCAACCACAACAUCCUCUCCACCAGCACCCUCACCAGCCCAGCCGUGAGCCUCGGUGGCUUUGCCCCCGUGGUGCCUGACGGGUUUGGCGUCGGCUAUGGUGUCCAUGAUGACUGGAUCGGCUGUAACGUGUCCAGCUACCCAGCUCGCAAUGUCCAUGAAUUCCUGCAGUGUGUCCACAAGUCUUUAGAGGAUAUUUUCACAGUCCUGGAGGGAAAGCCACUCAGUUAACAACAGUGUUUGUCACAGAGAAUAAAAGAUACAGUGAAGGUGAAGGCAGUCAUCAUUCCCAGCUUCUGGUUAGUUGAUAAACAUUUCUGUGCAAAGAUACUACAAAGAUACUACAGGAGAAUAAAAUGAGAAUCACAGUGCCUCAGUUUAAUGUUAUUCAGAAAAUGAAUGGUACUGGACACAGAGGUUGGGAUAUUAAAGGUAUACUUUGAAUUGACUUGGUCAUCUACUUGUGGUGUUAACAAGUUAUCAUUGUAUCAAAAUUGAUGUGAAAUGAAUCAGAAAUUCCAAUGUAACUAAAAGAUAAGAUUUUUUUUAUCCCAGCCUUGAACUGUGGACACAACAUUAUGGUAUAUUGAAGAACUACAUCACACCUCAAAUAAUGUAGAAAUGAUUAUUUAAACUACUGGCCUUCCAAGUUUGUGAUUGAAUUGUAACAGCUAGAUAGCUGUCAUAACAGUAUCAUAGAAUCAUGUGACAUGUUCAGUUUUUUGUUUUAGACUUACUUAAGUAACAGUGUCAGCCAAGAAUCUGAGUACAGGUCACAAAAUUCAUGCAGGUAGUCUUAGCAGAUGUAGUGCAGAUGUUGUGCCUUCUAUAUGUGAAUUUCAGUGCUGUGGUUUAAAUUAAUUACCUAUGUCAGUAAUACCUUUUAUUUAAUUUGUCGUCAUCAUUUACAGCUUUAUUUGUGUGGUUGAAUGUAUUCUGAAUAAAACUCAAUUUGGUUAUUUGCUAAAUAA